Brachypodium distachyon (stiff brome) is the source of this 1264-nucleotide messenger RNA. RefSeq lists its product as uncharacterized. Lineage: Eukaryota; Viridiplantae; Streptophyta; Magnoliopsida; Poales; Poaceae. Gene Ontology annotation, cellular component: mitochondrion. The record is from RefSeq and is a predicted model, not a curated record. Gene Ontology annotation, molecular function: protein-containing complex binding. The transcript is spliced from 10 exons. The coding region runs from base 123 to 1001 and encodes 292 amino acids.
CCCUGCCCUCCCCCCUCGCGAACUUUCCACUGUUCCACGCAGCUGCGCCUCUGCCCCGACCUCCCCUCCCCCCCUGCUCCAAGAGCACCGUAGCGACGAGAGUUCCUUCAACGGCGGCGGCGAUGAGGUCGGCCCUGAGCCGCCUGAUCCGCUCCACCACCUCCCUCUCGCCGUCCCCUCACAGAUCGUGUGGUUUAACAUUCGGCAAGGCGUUCUCGAGCGAUGCCACGCCCAGGGAAUCAUCGGGGCGGGUGGACGAGCCUUUCAAGGUCGAGGAGGCAGAACCCGUCAAGGUGCCUCCGCCUUCUCCGGAUAAGUUGCUUGUGCUAGGUGGAAGUGGUUUCGUUGGUUCUCACGUUUGCAAGGAGGCGUUGGACAAAGGAUUUCUUGUCUCUAGUCUAAAUAGAUCUGGAAAGCCAUCAAUAAGUGAAUCUUGGGCUGAUAGAGUUACAUGGAACCAAGGUAAUCUUCUUGAACCCGCUUCACUGAAGGAUGCCAUGGAUGGUGUUUCUGCUGUGGUAUCAUGUGUCGGAGGCUUUGGGUCAAAUUCUGCCAUGUACAAAAUUAAUGGGACUGCAAACAUCAAUGCCAUCAGGGCUGCAGCUGAGAAAGGCAUAAAAAGAUUUGUGUAUGUGUCAGCUGCGGACUUUGGUUUAGUGAAUUACUUAUUGCAAGGUUAUUAUGAGGGCAAGAGAGCCGCUGAAGCUGAAUUGCUGUCAAAGUUUACCUAUGGAGGAGUGAUAUUGAGGCCUGGUUUCAUUUAUGGAACUCGUCAAGUGGGUAGAGUAAAGAUACCUCUUGGACUUGUGGGUUCACCUAUGCAAAUGGUGCUCCAAAAUGCAAAACCAUUGACCAGAUUACCUCUGGUUGGUCCGAUGUUAACACCUCCAGUGAGUGUUACCUCGGUGGCGAAGGUCGCUGUAAGAGCUGCGACAGAUCCGGUGUUCCCUCCUAGCAUCGUCGAUGUCUAUGGCAUCAUGCGAUACAGCGAUCAGAAGUAAUAAUAUGCUCGUACAUGAUGAUAAGAGCGCCUGGCUCUAAUUAUCUUCUGUUAGCGGUUGUUUUACCUAUCUGCUCCAAAUGUGUACGCAGAUGUCGCACAUGACGGUGCAGACUUAGCUGAGUUUCCUUGUGUGGCCAUGUUUAUCUAAGAAUGUUCAAUAAAGAAAUAAUUAACCUUGUGUUUUGGGUAUUGCCGUGGUCUAUGAUGAUCCUGUUUGGUUAAACCUUUUAGACAUGUUAGUUAUUCAUGUCAUUGUCAUGA